AUGGAAAUCAGAAUCAACCACAACCAAAAAAAGAUCGUAAACCUGUGUAAAUCUCUGUCUUUAAAACUCAAAUCAGAAUAUGUGAAUUCUGGCCCUGGUGGGCAUGAGAUAUUUGCCCUGAAGCAGUGGAAUUUGAUGGGCUUGGGGGAGGUGGCUGGAGAGGCUCCCCAGAGUGGAAAUCUGAUUGGCCAGCUCAUUCCUCUCUGGGCAGAACUUUCCAUGUUUGGCAACAUCAUAGCUGGCUUUGGCCAGAUGUCCACACCUAGUGCAACUGGGGGCCACCAGAAACUUCUGUCCCAGCCCCCUGCUGCCUCCUUCAAAACCCAAAUCACAGAGAGGCAGCCGUUCACGGAAGCUCGCAGCGUGGCCCCCUGCAGAUCCCCGUGGCGCACCCAGUCGGGGGCACAGUGCUGUGAUGGAAGGGGCUGUGCUCUUUCACAUCUGGGUGUUCAGUGCCCACCGCAGUCCCCAACCCCAACCCUUGAUGGAAUGAAUGUAGCAAUGACUAGUCGGUUACGACGUGCAGCUGCUUUGUGGUAUGACGGUGAGAAAAUGGGCUUGGUCAGCCUCCUGAGCUUGUGUUCUCACUGGUCAAUCCACCGGGUCACUGUUGCUGUGAAGCUUAAAGGCUAUGAUAUCUUUAAGAAGCUUCACGUAAGCAGUCGAUACCUGUGGCCUGAUGACAUAAAGAUGCCCAAUGUUUCUCCAGGGAGGGAGCAGAAGAUCAUCACCCAGCACCCCCCGCAACAGAAAUACCUCAAACCAGAGAAAUACCUCCGACCAACUCACAAAACCACUCGCCAUGCACCGUGGACUGCCAACCAGAGAGUAAGUCGGGCUGCUCAGAGUCCCACCUCAACAGCAGUUACCUGCCAGCUGAGCAACUGGUCAGAGUGGACAGAUUGCUUCCCAUGCCAGGACAAAAAGUACCGAUACCGGAGCCUCCUGCAGCCAAACAAGUAUGGGGGAACCAUCUGCAGCGGCGAUGUCUGGGAUGAAGCCAGCUGUCACAGUCCCACCUCCUGUCUAAGGCAACCACAGUGUGGACAGGAUUUCCAGUGUAAGGAGACAGGUCGCUGCCUGAAACGCCACCUCGUGUGUAAUGGAGACAGGGACUGCCUUGAUGGCUCUGAUGAGGAUGACUGUGAAGACGUCAGGGCCAUUGAAGACGACUGCAGCCAAUACGACCCCAUUCCAGGAUCGGAGCAGGCGGCCUUGGGGUAUAAUAUCCUGACCCAGGAAGAAAGUCAGAGUGUGUACGACGCCAGGUACUAUGGGGGCCAGUGCGAGACGGUAUACAACGGAGAAUGGAGGGAGCUGCGAUACGACCCCACCUGUGAACGUCUAUACUAUGGAGAGGAUGAGAAGUAUUUCCGGAAACCCUACAACUUCCUGAAGUACCAUUUUGAAGCCCUGGCGGAUACUAGAAUCUCCUCAGAGUUGUAUGAUAAUGCAAAUGACCUUCUUUCUAAAGUGAAAAAUGACAGGUCUGUGUCAACUGGAGUGACUGUUGGCCUAGGCCUCCCAGACACGCCUGUAACAGUGGAUGUGGGCGUAUCUGAGUCACAAGUCUCUUCGUUCUUGGAUAAGUUAAGCAAGUAUAAUAAGAAGAAAUAUAGCUUCAUCAGAAUUUUCACAAAGGUGCAGACUGCUCAUUUUAAGAUGAGGAGGGACAAUAUCAUGCUGGAUGAAGGAAUGCUGCAGUCAUUAAUGGAGCUUCCGGAGCAGUACAAUUACGGCGUGUAUGCCAAGUUCAUCAAUGACUAUGGCACUCAUUACAUAACGUCUGGAUCAAUGGGUGGCGUUUUUGAAUAUAUCCUGGUGGUUGACAACGAAAAAAUGGGAUCAAUUGGUGUUACCAGCGAAGAUAUCAAGACCUGCUUUGGAGUCGCUAUAGGCAUCAGCUAUGACUAUACAAAUAGCACACCAAUUGGAAUAGGUUUAUCAGAAGGACGGUGUAAAAAAUUUGGAGACGGCAAAACUGAAAGAAGCAGGAAGACCAUGGCGGUGGAAGACGUCAUUUCUCGGGUGCGAGGUGGCAGUUCUGGCUGGAGUGGUGGCUUGACACAAAGCGAGAGCAUCAUUACAUACCGUUUCUGGGGGAGGUCAUUAAAGUAUAAUCCUGUUGUUAUUGAUUUUGAGAUGCAGCCCAUCCAUGAGGUGUUGCGACACACGAACCUGGGGCCCCUGGAGGCUAAACGCCAGAACCUGCAGCAGGCCUUGGACCAGUACCUGAUGGAAUUCAACGCCUGCCGCUGCGGGCCCUGCUUCAACAAUGGGGAGCCCAUCCUCGAGGGCACCAGCUGCCGGUGUCAGUGCCCCCUGGGUCACCAAGGCCUUGCCUGUGAACAAAUGGAGCAGGAGGGAGCCAAGGCGAAUGGGCACUGGAGCUGCUGGAGCUCCUGGUCUGCUUGCAGAGCAGGCACCCGGGAAAGGCGGAGAGAGUGCAAUAAUCCCGCACCCCAGAACGGGGGCACCUCGUGUCCGGGGCGGAAAGUGCAGACCAGGGCUUGCUGA
Messenger RNA from Diceros bicornis minor, 2517 nucleotides. RefSeq names its product complement C8 alpha chain (gene C8A). The transcript has 14 exons. Bases 1 to 2517 code for a protein of 838 amino acids. Gene Ontology annotation, molecular function: protein binding. Gene Ontology annotation, cellular component: membrane attack complex. Lineage: Eukaryota; Metazoa; Chordata; Mammalia; Perissodactyla; Rhinocerotidae. Gene Ontology annotation, biological process: immune response. The record is from RefSeq and is a predicted model, not a curated record.